This is a messenger RNA of Opisthorchis viverrini, 228 nucleotides long. RefSeq lists its product as hypothetical. Gene Ontology annotation, biological process: proteolysis; peptide metabolic process. The record is from RefSeq and is a predicted model, not a curated record. Gene Ontology annotation, molecular function: metalloendopeptidase activity. The annotation marks the transcript as partial. The transcript has a single exon. Lineage: Eukaryota; Metazoa; Platyhelminthes; Trematoda; Opisthorchiida; Opisthorchiidae. Gene Ontology annotation, cellular component: mitochondrial intermembrane space.
UGUGAGCGCUUGGGCUAUCCUUUCGUCAACCGCAUUGAACCGUCUGAUCUCCGGUAUUACAUUAAUCUUAUCAAAGAGAAAGACUACGCGGUGGAUCAUCACCACUUAAAGAAAUACUUCCCUCUGCGCGCUGUCAAAGCCGGAGUGUUGCGGUUAUAUCAACAUUUGCUCGGACUGACUUUUGCUCGCAUAAAUACAACAGAUGUAUGGCAUCCGGAUGUGGAAAUG